AUGACAGUUUUCAAGCUUCGGCGGCUGAAUAAUAUUGUAGGUGACUGUAUUUUAUUUAUUUUGUUUUCUACUCUAACUUACCUUACCCUGCUUUAUCCUACCUUAUUCUACCUAUUCUACCUUAUCUUGCCCUCUUCUACCUUACCCUGCUUUACUCUACUACACCCCUCUUUAUCCUACUUACAAUAACUUACUCAAUCUUACCGUUCUUUACUAUCGUACCUUAUUUUACCCUGUAAGUUUUUAUACAACCAAGUACAGUAUAAUAAACUUUUUAAAAUCCAAUUUUUCAGGCCACAAAGACAGUAAAAUCCCACACAGGCAAAAGAAGGAAAGUUGAAUAUAUGCUGCUGAUCAUUAGUAUAACAUCACCAUUACUAUUCCUUCUAAAAUCGUGUGUAUAUCUUCUAGACUUCCCUACUGGUUUCUUUAAAGUACGAGUAUUAGAAGGCUUUAUAUGUUUUUACUUCCUAGACUACCUUAUUGUACAGGCCUUUGCGUAAGUUGCUUUACAAAUAUUCUUUACUCUACUCUUAUCAAUAUUUUUUUUAUAAAGUUUUUCAUUGUAAAAUACGUGUUAUAUAUUUUGUUUGUAAAUUAAACUUAAACAUUAAUUUUUCUUUAUUGGUAUACCUAUUACAAUACGUACUAUAGUUAAAACAGUGACUUAAAGUUUGUAAAUUUUAGAAUAGUACAGCUUAUCAUCAACCCUUCCUUUUGGUCAUUUGUAAAAGCAGGAAAGAUUGAUCCAUCAUUAUCUACGAAAGAACUAAAUCACGUUCAAUUGAGGAGCAAAACGGUUUUACCUUCCCAAUCUCAAAACGUGUCAUUUUUCUGA
Bursaphelenchus okinawaensis is the source of this 838-nucleotide messenger RNA. The record is from the annotation of a GenBank genome assembly. NCBI's taxonomy places the organism in Eukaryota, Metazoa, Nematoda, Chromadorea, Rhabditida, Aphelenchoididae.